Messenger RNA from Ambispora leptoticha, 564 nucleotides. The record is from the annotation of a GenBank genome assembly. NCBI's taxonomy places the organism in Eukaryota, Fungi, Glomeromycota, Glomeromycetes, Archaeosporales, Ambisporaceae.
AGCGAUAAGGUGUUAACGCACAUGUCAGCUACUUAUGAACGAAGAAAAAAUUGGAUGGUAACGUAUCCUGUAUUGGAGGAACCGGAAAUCGCGGAAUUGGUUAAGUCGGUGAAAUUCCUUCAGAUUGGAGGAUGGGGUAAAAAAGCAAGGUUUUUUGAAACUUUGGCAAACAAUUGUCGAAAUUUGCAAGUCUUAAAAAUUUCUAUUGUUCACGCUCCAACUGACUCACACAGAACCAGUGAAAUUACAUGCAAUAAUUUAGCAUCACUCAUCCGCAAUCAAAGACACAUUACCGAGUUUGAGUUAGCCGAUUGUCUAAGUCACAUCGAUCCUGUGAUGGAAGCAUUAAGCUAUCACAGCUCAACUCUGACCACAUUAUCUUUCCAAAAAUGUACCUUUAGUGGCUGUCGUAAAUGGGAUGGAUUCAGCAAUUGUACAGAUAUAAAGUCAUUCGCGGUCGCAGAAUGUUUCUUGGAUAACGACGACAAAACCAUAUUUGAUGCGUUUCCUUUUGUGAAAAAUGUGGAAACUAACUCGGAUGGAUUUAUAUUUAUUUCAACUUGA